UGAGAACAUAAAUCGGGUGGUGGAAAGCGAAAGAAAGCGUUAGUGUGCAAGUAGGGAUGCGUCAACUCUGGUGGCCGACUACUAUAAAAACAAAAUUAGAAAUCCUAGAAGUCAGUAGUGCACCAACAUCUCACAACUUCUUUAGUGCAAACGUAGACCAAUUAAACAAUAAUAAUGUACACAUCAACCGCGUUUUAUGUGCUGAUAUUUAUCGCGCUCGCCAGCGCUGGACACUAUGAAGGUGGUUUCGAAGAUUUCGAAGGAGGGCACGAGGGUGGACAUGAAGUUGUGGCAGAUUUCGGUGAUCAUGGUGGUCAUGAAGAACAUCACGACCACAAAGAUUACUAUGCUCAUCCUAAAUAUCACUAUAACUACGCGGUGCAUGAUCCACAUACCGGUGACGAAAAGCAACAUCAAGAGGAACGCGAUGGCGACUCAGUGAAGGGAUCAUAUACGCUAAAGGAAGCCGAUGGUACUACAAGAGUAGUUGAAUACACCGCUGACAAGCACAGUGGUUUCAAUGCCGUGGUGCACAAAAUUGGAAAGCCCAAUCACGAAGAACACGGACACGAGCAUGGACAUGACUUUGGUGGAUACUAAAGCGCUCAAAUUCUAGGCCCAAUGUAGAAUGAAUUCUUGUUUGUAUGUUAAGUUGUUAUGAAUAAAGUU
Molecule: messenger RNA, 669 nt
Organism: Dalotia coriaria
Lineage: Eukaryota; Metazoa; Arthropoda; Insecta; Coleoptera; Staphylinidae
Product: cuticle protein 19-like
Exons: 3
Coding region: 175-600 (141 amino acids)
Cellular component (GO): extracellular matrix
Source: RefSeq, a predicted model, not a curated record